CUGACGUCAGGACGGGGCUGGCGCUGCCCGCUGGCGGAGCGGGGCCGGCGGCGGGAGCGGGGCCGGCAGCGACAGAUUAAGCAACAAUGGCAUUUGUGAAGAGCGGAUGGCUGCUCCGGCAAAGUACUAUUCUGCGGCGCUGGAAGAAGAACUGGUUUGACCUGUGGUCUGAUGGCCGCUUAAUAUUCUAUGAUGAUCAAAAUCGCCAUGAUAUAGAAGAUAAAAUCCACAUGCGAAUCCAUUGCAUCAACCUCAGAGUGGGGAAUGAAUGUCGAGAUUUCCAGCCUCCAGAGGGGAAGCAGAGAGACUGUUUACUGCAGAUUGUUUGCCGCGAUGGGAGGACAGUCAACCUCUGUGCAGAAAGUGCAGAUGACUGCCUGGCAUGGAAAAUUGCUCUCCAGGAUGCCAGAACAAACACAGGCUACAUGGGAUCUGAUGUGAUGUAUGAUGAGACAGCCGUUUCCUCAGCCCCUCCUCCCUAUACAGCUUAUGCCACACCAUCACCUGAGGUUUAUGGCUAUGGCUACGAUCAGUACAAUGGUGUGUAUCCUCCUGCUGGUCCUCAAGUCUUCUAUGCCUCCAACGGACAAGCUUACGCUGUUCCCUGUCAGUAUCCAUACCAAGUCUCUCAUUACCUAGGACCUUAUGGUCAACCCCCUGCAAACCAUGUCAUCAUUCGAGAGCGUUACCGUGACAGCGAUGGAGAUCUUGCACUGGGCAUGCUUGCUGGAGCAGCGACUGGAAUGGCUCUGGGAUCAUUAUUCUGGGUCUUCUAGAUUACCCGUUCCUUAUCUUUGUAGUUCCAAAACCCUUUAUUGUGUGCAAUAAUAUAUUGGCAAUGUUGUUAAACUUUAAGAAAUGCAAUAGUUAUUUUUCAGUAGUGACAUCUUAAUAACUGAUUCUUAACUGUCUUAAGGGGAGUUUGAAGGCACCAUUUAGUUAAGUGGUUAGAGAUGGCAUGUGCUGCUCUUGAAUACUCUUCUGAUGUUUGGAAUUAUAAGGAUUUGUACUGCUAAGGAUCAAUGGGAACACCAAUGUAACAUGGUAGCUAGCAGUCACUAGCUUUACAAGCAGACUGCUAUUGUAAACACUGUAGAAAAAAUGGAUUUUUUUGGGGGGUCUAAAAUCUGUUCUAAAUAGGAGGUUUACAGGAGCCCUGCAUUAGUAUGUAGGUACUACUGGCUUCUAAACAUUCUGCAGACAAACAUAUAGCUCAGCAGAAACUUCUUGGCAUUAGGUAGUCUGCCAUGCUUGAGGAUUUUUUUGUUUUCAAACUUGCCUGCAGAUGGUAGUGUAUUUUCUUAGAUGGAGUCCUAUACCUGUCUCUCACACCAUCCAGGUGAAGUUGUCUUCCAGAACAUAGAAGCAAACCACUAAGAAGCAGCAGCACUCCUCAGUUCUUUUAUUCUCCCAGAAAUGUCAAUGACCAGCGGCAAGGAAGACCAAUGUUUGUUGUUCCACCUUCCUCUUUAUCUUGAAUCACUCUUCUCUGGUCAGAUGGAAGUAAUGGAUCUUUAGCUUUGCAAGUAGUCUUCCUUGUCUGUAGAACAGUCACCUCAGACGCUGUACCAACUGCAUUGCUGAGGAAGAGGCCAUUGUCUAGUGUCUCUGCUCAUUACUGCUAUUGCUCUGCAGGGUCUGCAGGAGGAGAACUAACUUGAACAACCCUUGCCCUGUUGGCCCUACCAGAACCCCUCUGCAGGCAGUAAUAGUCAAGAAGAGAGAGACAAACACCACAAGUAGACCUUGCACACAGGCACUUUGAUAUCAGCUUCUUUGCCAUGGCUGGGAUAGAAUGUCUGCCUCCAAGGUUUCCUGAACCAGGAACUGGUUUUGAGCACAGCUGAGCCUGGGUUUGUUCUGUGCACACUUCCCCCUCACAUUCAGCAGGUCUCCUCUUCCCUCCCUGACUUUUUAAGGAAAACACUCCAAGGAACCUGGCUGGCUUUGCUUGUAUGCCUGGUUCCUUAUGCAAUGUGCUUCUGCAGGCUGCUGUACUAUGGACUGUAACCUGGAAUGCAACUGUUGUGUGUUAUGUGGCCUAUUACCUUAUCCCAUUAUAAUCCAUGCUGAGCUGUGCUUGGCAGGAGAAAGCAAGCUCUGAAGAAAUGCAUGUGCUUUCUUAUUCAGGUAAAAGAGGCAGGGUGCCUAAGUUGAGUUCUUUAUUCUAAGAGGACUUAUUUUUUUACUUCCACUUUCAGCUUCCUGUAUUCAUACUGUUUUAAUGUGUUAAGUCUUUCUUAUGCUUUCAUUCAGAAGUAGGUUGGUUAAUUUCCUUAAGGUUCACAGGGUUUCAAGUAUGUCAGGAAAGAUGAACAUAGAUGAGAACUUGCACCCAUAUAAACUUAGAUCAAGCCCCAAACCUUUUUCAUUUCAUCCUAAAGCUGUCUUGGCUCUAUCCUACAUAUUUAAGCAAUAGAGGUCUUAGACAAGAGUUUGGGCAGUAGCCAGGGGAAACACUAAGCUUUCAUGACUCUAAGGACCAACCCAACAAACUGAAAUCAUCAGAAGUAAACAGACAGAUGUAGUCCUGGCUGCAUUACUAAGAGUGGGCCUAAUCCAAAGAACCUAAACUUCUUUCAAGAAACUUUGGCUCAGAGCAGUACACCAAUGAGCAUGCAUGUCCUUUCACAGAUUAAUACAAGCUGCAUGUGUUCUGCCAGUGGUAGGUACUGAAAGGACUUCUUGGAGGUUCAAAAGAGGACUAAAGCAAAAGUUUCCUAUUGCUGGUCUAAACCAAAAGAAAUUGGAGUACACUACUGAAGUUCUGUUAGAGGCCUGGUACCCUUGAGGCCAGAAAGAGAUGAUGACUGUCUAGAACUUAAGCGUUUCUUAACCGUUAAUGUUACCGUUAAGAAACAUUUCUACCCUUUUUAAGGCUUGAGAUAACCUUGAAGCUGAUUACAAGUCUACACUGCUCUUUAGUUUGUGCUUUGCAAUAUAACUAGUUCUGCAGAAUGCCUCCAUCUCCUCUUCUCCCUGUGUAAUAUUUAGCUUAUAGGGGGGUGGAAGAGAAUAAAACAAUUUAACAUCAUUGUGAUUUCUUUUGAAUUUCAUAAUGAUUGUGAAAGAAUAGCACAAAGUGAAUCAGCUAGUAAUUUAUUUUAAAUUCAGAGUUUUACUGUGUGGGUGUUUUGGGUUCCCCCCCCCCCCACCCCAAGAGCUUUUGAUCACAGCAGGGGAACAUGUCUCUUGCGCUAUACAGGAGAUAACUGUAUCUACGUCCUCGGUUUCUUCAAGUGAAGUGUACAAGCUAAAGACUCUGUUGGUUGCAAAACAUUUCUGGGUUGAAUUCAAAGAAAGAAAUUAUCUUUUUAAAAGUUCAAAUUGAAGUAAGUCUCCAUUAAAAAGAAUAACCUUACCCCUUCUCAAGAGAAAAAAAAUUUACAAAUUGAAGCUGAAGAUUCCAGUUCCAUCUUGGUAACAAUAGGCUUCUUUUAUACAAAAAUCAUGAAGUACUUUUCUGUCCUGGUAGCAUAGACAUUUAGAAGCUAGAAAGCAAAUGUACAAAACUGUACUGGAGCAUAAAAAUCAAGAGAGCAGUUAUCUUAUUGCAGGUGCUUGUAGGCUUUCUGAUGUCACUGCAGAAAUAGAAGUGGAAAUGUCUUGGUGCACAAAGCAGCAGCAUGGGGAUAAGGCGCUUGAAUUCACUGGUUGUUAAAGCUCAUAGACUUGCUUCCUGAAGACAUGGCUGUACCUCCUGUUGCUCAGGAACAGAGUGGAGGUUUGGUCAUAGCUAUAAUGUCCAGCUGGAUACAUAGUCAUGACUCAAUAGCCUUUCUCUGCUCAGUCCAGUACUUCACAUAUCUGCAGUUUGUGUAGAUGCUGGUGUGAGCUGAAGGAGCAGGGCCAGAGUGAAUUUCAGGGCUUAGAGGGACUGCCAUUGCAGCUUCUGCAGAUAGGCGAUACCAUAGUGAUGGGAUGAGGCAGUGGGUGUGGCAAGAUAAUUUUCAAAACAGAUUGAAAUGAUAGUCCUAAACAGGUAUUUAUUUCUGAAUGGUGCUAUUCAUGAUGCUGUGAUUCCAGUUAUACCUGCAUAGCUCCCAAGCACACACUUUCCUACACAGGGCCCAAUACUUGACCUCCCUAAAGCUAUGGGAGGUCCACAGCCAGUACAGUGCCACUGUUUUUUACAGUGUACAGUUAACAGUUAAGGAUGACUAAAUCUGUUGUAUAGCAGUUACAAUCCAUUCAGAAUUAAAUGUCAGUGCUUACAGAAGUCACAAGUCUAUAUGUUUAUCUGUGACUAGUUACUUUUGGAUUCUCAGUUGUGGACAGCUGGACAGAGCCAGGCUUCCAGAGAGUGGGGUAGAAAUGCUCAGCCUUCUGUAAGUCUGACCACAGUAAAGAGUUGAACCAGGGGCCCCUCCCAAAUUCUUGGUUACGUGUGAAAACAUAGUUAUUUGCUUCUUUUGCUUGAAUGUGGGGGGCUAGGGAGCCAGGCUCUUCUAGUGAGUGGGUAAAGGCUUAUGAACUAGAGAGGAGGGGGGUGGGAACUGUUUAUGUACAGAGCAACUGCACUGACUUCUGGCAAGGACACAUCUUUUCUAGUGCUGAAGCACUUUCUGACCUGCAUCUACAUGGAGCCACCCUAUAUGUCACACAACACUGACUUCAUUUUGUUUGUUCUUCAUUGGAGAUUCAAUAGGUGAUGGAACCAGCUAAGCAAGUUGAGUAAAGGAGAAAAUUCACACCUGUGUUCCUCAGAUGUGUUUGUGGCUUUUCCUCAUUAUAUGACUAAGAUAUGUGUAAGCCAUGGAGGCUAGCAUGCAGCAGAUGUCGUCCCCUCCAAUCCUUCAUGUUCUUGUGCACUCUCUAUCUUAACUGCUGCUUUUACUAUAUGUCGUCAUUCUCAUUAUUAAUUUAUAGCAAAAUACCCUUAUCAAUAAAAUUCAUAUUUAAGUGUAA
Aquila chrysaetos chrysaetos is the source of this 4908-nucleotide messenger RNA. It is a transcript of the gene PLEKHB2, whose product is annotated as pleckstrin homology domain containing B2. Gene Ontology annotation, cellular component: membrane. Gene Ontology annotation, biological process: regulation of cell differentiation. Bases 87 to 776 code for a protein of 229 amino acids. The transcript is spliced from 8 exons. The record is from RefSeq and is a predicted model, not a curated record. NCBI's taxonomy places the organism in Eukaryota, Metazoa, Chordata, Aves, Accipitriformes, Accipitridae.